Molecule: messenger RNA, 369 nt
Organism: Trichoderma breve
Lineage: Eukaryota; Fungi; Ascomycota; Sordariomycetes; Hypocreales; Hypocreaceae
Exons: 2
Coding region: 1-369 (122 amino acids)
Source: RefSeq, a predicted model, not a curated record
AUGAACGAUCCUCACGCGCUACGCCUGACCCUUUUGAUUGCCGCGCUGCAUUUUGAGUGGACAACUGGGGGUAUGCAAUCUUUCGAAUCCACCUUCCUCUUCCACAAAGUAAAACUGAUCCACAUGGUCAACAAGUGGAUCACAGAACGACAGCCUGAACGCACGACUUGCAUUAUCAGCCAGAUAGCCUCACUCUGCUUUAUCGAGCUUUGUCUAGGUCACGUCUUUAGCGCAAAGGCCCACCUAGGCGGUAUGUUGAACCUUUUGAAAGAACGGAAACGACACUGGCAGCGAUUACCAGAGCAAGAUGAACCUCUAUAUGAAAGUUCGAAAGAAGAAGAGUUCAAUCACCGAUACUACUUAUUGUAA